AUGUACACAAGCACCGCUCAAAAAAAAAAAAAAAAAAAACAGACAUCUGAUCUUAGUGAUAAAUAUUAUACACCUUACCACUAAUGUCAUCGAUUCCCCCAAAUUCACCCUGGAGAGGAUGCGCAGCAUUCUUUCCACAACCUGUAUCUGAAAGUAAUCAAUCUGCAGCUCAAUUUCUUACUGAAACUGUCUACUACUUUAAUUGCCGUGUAAUAAAUCCUCCUUUAGAUGAUAUCGAAUGCAGAAGCAGUGAUGGCGAACAAGACAUCCUUCGCCAUGUCUUCCGUUGGGAUACUGCACCUUAUCAACACGUUUUUCAGCAUGGAUUCGAAGCAAGGCGUCAAGGAGGUACUCCCGAUGAAAUUUACUUCAAUUUGGAUCACUAUGUUCAUCAUAGUGGCAGACCUCUUGAUUCCACUAGGCCUGCCACGCAUGUCUUCAUUAGCACCACCCUUAGCAGUGCUUGGUAUCCAACUCUCCCUGAUGGGACACAAGAAGUGUAUCGUUAUGAGAUAUAUGCACCAGGGGGUAUUUGGGUUGCUGAGACACUUGGAGAUCGUUACAGAUAUCCUGCCCAAGAUGAGGUUGCCUUUGUUGCUGGCAUAGCCCCUCAAUACAUUCGCUCUGCUCAAUUGUUCAGACUUACCCAUAGUGGAAGGUAUACAAGACGGGAGAGGGUGGAUAACAGACUAAUUGUCAACCGUAAUUACAAUCCUCAAUCACAUCCCUCAAGAGUGCUCCCCAUUCAGAGGCCUGUAUUUGAUUAUAUUCUUAAUGGUAGGAGGGAACUCUUAAAUCUUGUUAUCUACAAUCCUAAUUCUGCAGCUGGAGCAAAUGAUAACGCAUCAAGAGAGAAACGAGAAGUCUCCUAUGACGUCAUUGAUUGGUAUACCGACAAAGUGGCAGAUGUUGGCACUUACAUAAAUGCUGCAUUUCAGUCAGCUCGUAAUCGAGACGAAGUCUAUUUAUUCAUGAAAAAUGAGUACGUUCUUGUAAACUAUGCUCCAGGAACAACCAAUGAUAGGGUGAUUAAUGGGCCACUUCUUAUUUGCGAUGGGUUUCCAUCACUUACAGAUACAGCAUUUGCAGAGUUCGGAGUAGAUUGUGCUUUUAGAUCUCAUCAUGGAAAUGAAGCAUUCAUCUUUUCUGGGAAUCUUUGUGCACGUAUAGACUAUGCACCUGGCACUCUCAAUGACAAGAUACUCAGGGGUCCAAUGCCCAUUGGUACCAUGUUCCCCUUCUUCAAGAGGACAGUAUUUGAGACGAGUAUUGAUGCAGCUUUUGAGGCAACCGCUACCAAUGAGGCUUAUCUGUUCAAAGAUGAUCAAUAUGCUCUUAUAGACUAUUCGGAACCCAGAAGGAUUGCUAUCCGUAAAAUAACUGAAGGCUUUUAUAGUUUGAGAGGUACUAUUUUCGAAAGUGGAAUUGAUGCGGCCUUUGCUUCUUCCAGGAAAAAUGAGGCGUACCUUUUCAAGGGAGAUCAGUAUGCACUCAUUAAUUUUGCUCCAGGAACAACCAAUGACUACAUCAUUGGUGGUGUGAAGCCAAUCCUCCCCAGUUGGCCUAGUCUUCGAAACAUAUUACCUCGCAAAAAUCGUGGCCUUGACAUUCAUGAACACUCUCAUAAUACUCCUGAACCCGAUAGAGACAGGGAUGAUCUUUGAAUAGUUGAGACUAUAAUAUCAUGCAUAAACUAUGAAUAAUGUUGAGGUCUUAAUCUUGUUUUAUUUUUAAUUUUCUGUGUUCAAUUGAGAAGUGCCUUGCUAAAGGGUAUAUGAAAGGGUUUCUGUUAGAAUAAUAAAUGAAAAAGGAUGAGUAUGUAUGGGGUUUAUUACUGGUACAAUAAUAAAUAAAGAAGGAUCAUGUAUGGUGUGUCUUUUCUUUUUUUCUUUUUUCCCUAAAGAAAAAAACGCAACCUUGUUUGAGUUAUUCUUGGGAAACAAUUAUGAUUAUGGUAAAAAUUAAUUGAAAAAUUAAGGAUCAAUUUACCUUUAGACUUGAAGGAUUUACUGCUACCGUGCCAGAAAUCCUAAGAAAUAGCGAAAGAGUAGCCAUUGCCCAAACGCCACCGCCAUCAUCACCCAUUGUUGAUCUGCGACUUCAGGUGGCGCCACCAACGCCACCAGAUGAUCAUCGCUGCUGUUAGGAACCCCAAAUCUUUACAAUUUGACGGAUCGACAAUUUUCGCUCUAAGCUCCCAUAGUUUCAAUUUUUGGUACAUUAAGCUCCAUAGUUCGAUCUGUCAAAAUCCCUUCCGAUCAUGACGAUUUUCAACCAAGCGAAGCCUGCAACUAAAGAUCAGAGGAGAACAAAGCGAAGCUUGACGGAUGGUUCUGUCACCAGCAGAGGCAGAACAAGGAGGAGAGGAGGAGAAGAAAAAAAUAGGAGGGGUAGCAGAAGCGGCGAAGUCGUCGACGCCGUCCGGUUCCCUCCUCUCAUCUUCCCCUUCUGCAACUCCCUUUCUCUUUCUCUUUUCAAUUAACUAUGAUAUGAUAUUUUGUAUAAAAUUAACAGUUCUUUAGUAAAUUUUUUUAUGGGUUCUUAAGCUACGAUAUCUUUAGUGAAGCUGUGUCAGAUUUGAAAUCCUAGCUGGGUUUAGUUUCUAAGUAUUAGUUCCUAUAUCAGGUUAUGGUGGACAAAACCCUGCUCUUUCUGGCCGCCUGCCUGGCAAUUUCCCUGUACCUGAACCACCAACAACUCCAGGACCAUUUGCUGCAGGAUUGACUCGAAAUGAAGGAACAAUUCCAGGUGCUGGAGCUGCAAUGCCGUUGACAAUUCCAUCUCUUGAUGCAUCAGCUCAGGGGAGCAGAAACAGCCUCUUCCAAUUUCUAUGCCUCUAGUAACCCCACCACUACCGCCUGGUCCACAUCCAUCCCUUCUUGCUGCCAAUCAGCAACGGGGAUAUCAACAAAAUCCUCAGCAGAUGCCACAACAGCAACACCAGGCUCACCCUCAGCAAAUGCCCCCUUUGCCUAUGCCACCUCCAAAUAUGCAGCAGCUACAACCACCAUCACAUUUACCCCUCCUCCCUCAUCCUCAUCUAGCUCGUCCUCCACAAAUGCCUCCUCAUGGUGUGCGUGGAUCCUUGCCUGCGCCUUCAUCGAUGCCCACAUAACACCCAUCGCCAAUGCCAGGUCCAAUGGGGAUGCCAGGUACGAUGAAUCAGAUGGUCCCUCCAAUGCCACAAGGCCAUUUUAUGGGCAUGAAUCCGAUGCACUCUGGAUCCUUAACCACAAGUGCUGCCCCUUCAGUUGGGGGCUUUCCUAAUGGCCUGCCAAAUAUGCAAGGUCCAUCAAAUGCAACUGGAGCUCAAAUGUAUCCACAAGGUGGUUCAUUCAAUCGGCCACCAGGUGUACAAAUGCCCAUGAUGCCGGGUUUAAUCCCUACCAGUCUGGGAAUCAAUCUGGUAUGCCUCCACCACUACCACCAUGUCCUCCGCCUCAUUCCCAACCACCUCAGUAGAUCAUUGUUUCAUCACAGAGCAGCUGCUGCUGCUUACAUGUGGAUGGAAACUACAACUUGCACUGGCUUACUUGCGUUGGUGUUGACUCAUGUCCAUUUUAAUUCCUUAGGAUAUUCUUUUUGCCUUUUCUCUGCGUUCAUUGUAUAAUUUGGCCGGUAAACACUUGAAGAUAUUCAAUGAGAUAGCAUUAGUUGAGUGGAGAA
Hevea brasiliensis (rubber tree) is the source of this 3666-nucleotide messenger RNA. RefSeq lists its product as uncharacterized. The coding region runs from base 84 to 1664 and encodes 526 amino acids. Lineage: Eukaryota; Viridiplantae; Streptophyta; Magnoliopsida; Malpighiales; Euphorbiaceae. The record is from RefSeq and is a predicted model, not a curated record. The transcript has 5 exons.